ACACUACGCUUCACCUACCCGGGUAGGUGAAGCGUAGUGUAGCGGUAGUGAAGUGGAGUGGAGCCUGCACGAACUUCGCUCGAGGUACAUGUACCUCGGCUCGAGCUCAGCAGUGCCAGUGCCUGGUUGAUUAACCCAGGGCAGGGAGCUCCGGCCCCACAAAUUUGCUGUCAUCCAAUCAAAGACCAUGAAAUCGGGAGCUUUCAUCAAACAGUUAUUGUAAUUUUGAAUCGUAACAGCCUUUGUGAUCUUGAUGUCUUUCAAUUCAGAGCCCAUCACCCAAAAAAGCCAAAGAUGCGAAUAAUGGCAAGCCUUCUGGACUGAGUCCUGAGCAGAAGCAACGGAUGGAGGAGAAGAAGAAGGAAGCUCUGGAGAAGCUUAAGAUGAAGAAGACCGAGAUAUCCCCCAUCAAUGGUGUCAAGAACGGACCAGAAGGCAUCGGUGCUUCUUGGGCGAAGGCUUUGUCAUCGGAGUUCUCCAAGCCGUAUUUUAUCAAAUUGCAAGAGUUUGUCGCUGCUGAACGGAGGAGCCAUACUAUCUACCCACCGGCACACCAGGUUUUUUCAUGGACACAGACGUGUAAUAUAAAAGAUGUGAAGGUAGUGAUCCUCGGUCAAGAUCCUUACCAUGGACCUGGUCAAGCACACGGUUUAUGCUUCAGUGUGCAAAAAGGAGUGAAACCACCCCCAAGUCUUGAGAACAUGUACAAGUGUCUGAAGAAGGACAUAGAUGGCUUUGAACAUCCUGGACAUGGUCACCUCAUCGGCUGGUCUAAACAAGGAGUACUACUCUUGAAUGCCGUCUUGACCGUACGAGCCAACAACCCAAACUCACACAAGGACAAAGGCUGGGAGAAGUUCACGACGGCAGUGAUAGCGUGGCUCAACUCAAACCUCAACGGUGUUGUCUUCAUGCUGUGGGGAUCCUAUGCACAGAAGAAAGGGAGCAUUAUUAACUCGAAGCGCCACCACGUGUUGAAGGCCGUCCAUCCAUCUCCUCUCUCAGCCCAUCGAGGGUUCUUCGACUGCCAGCACUUCUCCAGGACAAAUGAACUCUUAAAGGAAGCCGGCAAGAAACCGAUCGACUGGUCAAGGCUCUCCGACAAGAAUGUGUGAUUUUAUAAGGGCAAAAAGCCCAUCUGUUCCAGGCUCCCAAAUGUGGACAUAAGUGAAGAACUUUUGAUUUUAUCCUUUUUUAUAGAGAAUAUAUUUGUGUAUACAUAAAAGCAAGAGAGGUGGCUAGCUUGUGGCAUAAUGGAAGAGAGAAAACACAAAUUCUGUCAUGGAGAACAGCGAUAGCAAUGACAUCACAAAAGACUUCCUGCAUUUCAACGUUUUUGACACCAUAGUUUGGUGGAGCAUCCUGGUGGGUGUUUCAUAAAGCUGUUUGUAAGUUAAGAGACGAUGGGUGAUUGUGGUAAAUGGUAUAUAACAAAUGUUCAUUGGCGAUGGUUUAGCGCAUAAGAAAGGAUCACCAGAUGUUUUUGAAGUCGCUCUUAACUUACGAACAGCUUUUUAAAACAGCCCCUAGGACCCAAAUUGGAGAGAAUUAGCCCAUGGGGGAGUAUAUGAAUACAUACUUAGCCCCUUGAAAUCAGUGGCCCAUAUUCUGAUCUCUGGUCCGACACAACAGUACAGCUGCAUUUUACAUUCAUUAACUGUCUUGGAAUAAUUCUUAGUUUUCUCAUCAUUAAAGCAUGCUCUGAGGAAAAAGAAGAGUCUAAUCUUUCAAUGUACAGAAUAUUUAGAGCUUACCAUAAUUGUUGUCUCGCCUUGCCUUAACGGAGUUUUGGCAGAGACCGAGUGAUCAUUUAAACAUUUGUUUUUGUUCAACUUAUUUGUGCAUCAAUUGGUACAUAAAAGCCUUGGGUAAUACCACAUGUGUGUCCACGAGGAUGAUUUGCUCAAGUCCAUCCAUUUUUGUUCAACUUGCACUCUUUUUCUUCAUCUUCUGCAUUAAUUUUGAUGAUCCUUGGGUAAUACCACAUUUCUGCUAAUGAAUGUCAAAGAUCCUAUUGCAUAUUUAUUGAUCGUGAAAUCGGACUCGUGAUUCACAAACCACAAUGUUUUAACUGGACUUUUCUAAUGUAAAUUGUCGUGCUUCCAAAUGAUAAUAUUGACACUGAUUUCAAUGGGGCCUGGGCCUGUUGCAACUUUUGUACAGGGAAAAUUUAAACCAAAAUUACAAGCAUGUAGCUUUUUUUGCGAUACUUUCUCUGAUGUGGGAAUUAUAGUAAACUCUGGAAGUCUAUUUUCUCUGAAAUGGGUUUGUACUGUCGUAUCACGGUUUGGAAGACCGCCAACAAUAUGGUUUAAAGGGUUUUUAUAUGUAUUCAACUAUGUUAAUUCAGUAGUAUUCCAUCUUUUAAGAUGUAUAUAGGCUAGUUGAAACACACAUUUUUAUUAUUGUUAAACAAAAGAAAAUAAUGAGGGAUGUACAAAGAAGUUGACAGCAGCAAUCAUAGAUUCCAAGGUCGAGAUAUUUGUCUUAUUUGGACAGAUAUCAUUGGAAAAAGAAUUAUGGUAUACAAUUUUGUUGAAAGAUAUGUAGCCUUCUUACCUGAAAGAGGUUUGGAAUGUAGAAAACAAAUCACAGAGCAAAUUGUGUUUUACAAGGCUUUACUCUCUUGAGGUUAGGAGUAAAAAGUGUAAAAUAUUGUUACCGGUCUAAGCAGCCAAUCAAGAGUCAAUAUGAUUAUGAUGUAAACAAUAACUAGUCCAAGUAAUGUGUAUAAAAAUAGUUCCUCACCCAUUUUACCAAAACUUUUUAUCGUGCCAUAUAAAUGUUUUUUACUUUUCUAGAAA
Lytechinus pictus (painted urchin) is the source of this 2804-nucleotide messenger RNA. RefSeq names its product uracil-DNA glycosylase-like. The record is from RefSeq and is a predicted model, not a curated record. The transcript has 8 exons. The coding region runs from base 345 to 1115 and encodes 256 amino acids. Gene Ontology annotation, biological process: base-excision repair; base-excision repair, AP site formation via deaminated base removal. NCBI's taxonomy places the organism in Eukaryota, Metazoa, Echinodermata, Echinoidea, Temnopleuroida, Toxopneustidae. Gene Ontology annotation, cellular component: mitochondrion; nucleus. Gene Ontology annotation, molecular function: uracil DNA N-glycosylase activity.